UGGCACUUCCGAACAUUAGUUAGCCUGAACAGCUAGCUAACGCUCAAUUUAUUAGCAAUUAGCCGCGUUUUAAGUUCACUAAUCACCAUAUGACUUACUGGUAUAUGGUUUUUGAUCGAGUUCACACACUUAAGUGAUGAAUCUGAUGUGCUUUCGAUUGGUAUUGAUAACCAAACGACACUCAUCGAUCCACCGCCUCGGCUAAAAACAAAGCUGCUAGCUUUAGCCGUCCAUGUGCGCGCGAGGCAGCGAUGAGGUACAAACGGAGCCUGCCGCUGCUCGUGCAGCAGCUAGCGGGGUUAAUAGUAAUAAUGCAGUAUAUUUCUUUCGUGCUCCUCUUUUAUACCGCCGCAUACCAGCCCGGUGAGGCGUGUGAGGAGACGGGAACCAGCACCGACACCCUCAUACUGUGCAGGGCGUGCGGGCACGAGCUGGCGGCCGGGGUGGACAUCCACUUUGUCCCCAGUCGGCUCGCGCUCUCCAGCCGCAACGACACGCUGGUCGGGGGCCGAAGGGUUAACGUCCAGCUUUUUGAAAACCCCCACGGUCACCAGUUCGAGGUGAUAACGUUCAGAAAAGCGGACGUUACCCAGCACUGGCCGGCAGAUAAACACUUCUCCUGGUUUCCGGGGUUCUCGUGGACGGUGGCCACCUGUCCUCGGUGUAGAACUCAUUUAGGUUGGGCGUUCCAGCCCAGCGACUGGCCCGACACAAUCACAAAAACCAGAUUUGAGGAGUCGACGCACACUUUCCUGGCUUUAAUCACCCAUCGACUGCUAACAGAAGACUUUGCUUCGAGCCUUCUAAUGACUCCAAAAUCCUUCAUGAGUUGAUGGGACAUUUUGACUGUACAAUCUACCCAGGUGCCUUUGCUGCUACCUUUUUUUUUUUAAUAAAUUUCUAUGCACCCUCUUGGUUUGAAGACUCCCACACAUGUAUACACAGUAAGUUUUAUUAUUGUAACAAAGCAAGUUGUACACCUCAAAUUUAAAACAGUUUCUUUUCCCCCCAGCGGAAAAGGAAAGGGUGAUUAAAUGUAAAUUCUAUGAGAUAACAGGUCUUUUUUUUCUUCUUUUUGUUUACCCAUGAAGCAGUGGGGGCCAAAAUUUACAAGCUUGGUUUUUUUUUUCCAUUUUGUUCUUUAUUAAAAAUGUCAUUUCAAAUCUCAUGGAUAUCUGUAAAACAAUACAAUGAAAAGAAAAAAAAAGUCCCAUAGAAAUGAUGUCAAAAUAACCACUCUCCCCAAUAACCAACAUACUCCUGCCCCUCCCCAGCUUAACCCACCCGCCCCCCGUCCCCUAAA
This is a messenger RNA of Lates calcarifer (barramundi perch), 1303 nucleotides long. RefSeq lists its product as uncharacterized. The transcript is spliced from 2 exons. The record is from RefSeq and is a predicted model, not a curated record. Bases 252 to 833 code for a protein of 193 amino acids. NCBI's taxonomy places the organism in Eukaryota, Metazoa, Chordata, Actinopteri, Centropomidae.